AUGGCGCUCUUCAAACAGUACGACGACUUCCUCCUCAACAACGCCUCGCAAAUCACCGCCGUUGAGAGCUCGCUUCGAUCCAUCACUUACUUUCUACCAGGUCGAUUCAAGGAUGCCGAACUUGCAGGUGAAGCCAUUUAUGCAUCGCUCAACCUGCUCGGUCUCUACCACGACUCGAUCCUAGCUCGAGCGCUCGAGAAGCAGAAUCCGCUCGCCAUUACCAGCAGCAACGCUUCGGAAAAGCAGGGCUUUCAAUCCAGCCUCGCGCCGCUGGAACCAUCACAGCGCGGAAGCGCCCUCACCGGCCUCACGCCUUCCGAACAUGCCAGAUAUACUCAGCACUUUUCGCGCAACUCCAAGAGCUACAACCGUGUAGCCAGGACGCUGGUCGUGGUGGGAUACUUGGAGCUGGUUGCAGAGAUGGUGGCCAGGAGGAAGCUCGGACGGAGGAAGGCGUGGGAUGUCGUGGCUGCUAUCGAAGGCUUGAAGGUGGUACUGCGUCUCAGUCUGGUACAGAUAACAGGGUCGAGGAUGGCGAUCAACCCUCCCAUUCCGGAACGCGAAGUCGACCCAGCCGCAUUGGAGCAGGAACGAGUCAAGACCAUGGGCAAGCUCGCCGAUCGCCUCGACACCGCCGCAGCAUCCUCGAGCUCAAGCCUCUCGCUAUCGAGCGCAGAACAACCACCCAAGGGCUACUGGAAGGGAUCGCGCACUGGGCUAUUGCGGCCGACACUCGCUUCCCUUCGACCGGGAUACGACCAACUCGAAGAUGAGCCGCUGCCAUCCACCGCAGAACUCGAUCGUCGACCACCUCACUUGCGCGCUUUGCGCAUCAACGCAGCUCAAUCCGGUUCCGACACCGAUGACACGCUCGUCGACUCGACCCGACUCAACGCAUCCAGUACGCUCACACGGACACCCAAUGGACAAGAUGCCGUGUCCCCAGUCGCACGCAAGGAUCCACCCUCGCCGCCAAUUCACAUGAAGCCGUGGUCGGAAUCGCAGAUCAACGACUACCUCCUCUCGCGCGUCCUCACGGUGAACGACGUGCGUAAGCCUGAAGACCUCGUGCGCCCACUCCGCAAUCGCACCGGUCACCUCGCCGAAGUGCUCUGGAUCCUGCGUCCCUUCCUCUACGUCCUCGCCCUGCGCCGAUAUGGUCGACGCGCCACACUUCCCUUCGCACUCUCGUUCGCCCUCGAGUACCUUGCCAAGGAGCUCCGCGGGCGCUCCUUCGCGCCCGCCACUCCUGGCCCCAAAAACCUGUUCGCCACCAACCCCCUAAUGGCGGCUCUGAUGGGUCAGAACCCGCUCACCUCGAUCCUCGCCUCGGUCUUCAUGGGCGCCAACCCAGCCGACAAGGCCAAACGCCCCAUCUCGUCCGUCGAAGACUCGGAAUGGGCCAAACGAGGCAACGCCUUCUGGUGGUAUCUGCUUCGAGGUCCGCUCUGGUACUCCUUCACCCGUCCUAGACUCACAAAUCUGGUCAACAGAACCCAGGGCAAGUUCUUGAUCGGUAUGGUCGGCGGCGUACUCAGCGACUACCUCCCCCUCAUCGACGAGUACUACUACUACUCGGCAACCUAG
Messenger RNA from Kalmanozyma brasiliensis GHG001, 1587 nucleotides. Its product is annotated as Peroxisome membrane protein, Pex16. Bases 1 to 1587 code for a protein of 528 amino acids. Gene Ontology annotation, cellular component: peroxisomal membrane. The record is from RefSeq and is a predicted model, not a curated record. Gene Ontology annotation, biological process: peroxisome organization. NCBI's taxonomy places the organism in Eukaryota, Fungi, Basidiomycota, Ustilaginomycetes, Ustilaginales. The transcript has a single exon.